Eurytemora carolleeae is the source of this 3935-nucleotide messenger RNA. RefSeq lists its product as uncharacterized. The record is from RefSeq and is a predicted model, not a curated record. Bases 58 to 3423 code for a protein of 1121 amino acids. NCBI's taxonomy places the organism in Eukaryota, Metazoa, Arthropoda, Copepoda, Calanoida, Temoridae. The transcript has 23 exons.
UAUGAAAAACAUGGAACUCUGAACAAUUAAUAAGAUCUAAAGUUUUCACGUUUAAUUAUGAAAGCUGACUUGUUUAACAUGCGGCUUCUUUUCAUUUUUCUAACAGUGUACAGCGAUGCAGUGCUGUACUGUACUGCAUUCUUUCUUCCUUUUCAGACUGGACUCGGAGUUGGGUACAAUGAAGGAACACUGUAUAGAGCUCCCGCCACAGUUUCCUACAGAUCCAAGAACAAUGGAAAAUUCAAGCCCUCUUAUCAGCUUGAUGAUUGGAAAUCAGAAUCAUCAGGUUCAUCUUCAUAUUUCCCCCCUUCUAGCACAUCUUCAACUUCAUAUACAUCUCCUGAUAGUACUUCUUUAUCUCCUCCAACUACUCCAUCUACAACACCAUCUACUUCUAUCACGUUUCCAAUAGUUCCCAAGGGACCUGUUGACACAGGUUCUAAUUCUUCCGAAGCAACCAAGCCAAGUGAUAAAAACAAACCAAUCCGAUCUAAUGAUUCUGCUACAAAUAGUUUUGAUGAAGAAUCUGAAUUUGUAACCACAACAUUGCCGCCAGAAAUAUAUUCUAGAUCACCUUCCAUAGAUAGUUCAUAUGGAGCACCAAUUUUAUCAAUCUCAGGCUCCUAUGAUCCUCCAACAAACUCAUACGGACCUCCAUCUGAUUCCUAUGGGCCUCCAACAAACCCCCAAGGUCCUUUGUAUGUGCCCUCAAAACCCACUUAUGGGCCUCCAACCGAAUCUUAUGAACCUCCAACAGGAUCUUACGGACCUCCAACUGGAUCUUAUGGACCUCCAACUGGAUCUUAUGGACCUCCAAACGACUCUUAUGGACCUCCAAAAGAAUCUUAUGGACCUCCAACCGGAUCUUCUGGAUCUCAAAACGAUAUUAAUGGACCUGAUCUAAAACCUGUAAACUAUUAUGAAGGUCCUGAUUCUACUGACGAAGGAAAUGGUGGAUUUAACUUGUUUGGAGCAAUCGCCAGUAAACUGGAUCUCAUUAGAACUUUGUUUCUCAGAAAACUAGAUUUUUUUACAGGAUUUUUUCAUUUUAGACAGGAUCCUAAUCUACCGGUUGAAUAUGAGAUCAAUGAUGAGUAUGGUGCCCCCUCUCUACCCAAUGAUGAGUAUGGUGCCCCCUCUCUACCCAACUGUUCAGAUGCUGGAGAGGAACAUGGAGGUGGAUACUCAGGAUAUGGAGAUUGGUUGGAAACAACACCGCCGAGUUACUCAUCUACCAAACCUAGUUACUCACCUAAAAAACCUAGUUACUCAUCCUCGAAACCUAGUUACUCACCUAAGAAGCCAAGUUACUCAAACAGGAAACCAAGUUACUCAACCAGGCGACCGAGUAAACGUCCAAAAAAUAACACAAAUCGACCGGUUAGUUCCUCUAAAAGACCCAUAACGACCCAUAGUGGAGGUUCUAGAAGACCUGCAGGCUAUAAACCAAGUUAUAAACCAAGUUAUGAACCAAGUUCUCUCUACUACCCACCCCGACCUAGCUCAGAUUCUAGAGAACCUGGAUACGAGAAACCUAGUUUAGACGGAGAAAUUAUAGGAGAAGAAACCCCUACACCCAGUCCUAUUUACUUCAACCCUAGACGACACCCAUCUAUCAAACCAAGAACUCCAAUCUACUUUCCUCCGAACCCACCAAUAUCAUCAGCGUUCUCAGAACCAUCGAGUGUGGAAGAGUCUUUUGAAACGCUUUCCCAAACCUUGGAAGAAAUUAUUGAUUCUAAGAUGAAAAUGGCACAGACAACAAUGGAGAAUAAUAUGAAAAACUUUUUAUCCGGAGAAUCAGCUGCACAUGUGACGACUGAUAUGUUCAAGGAAUCAGCUGCACCUGUGGCUGAUAUGUUCAAGGAAUCAGCUGCACCUAUGUUAGCUUUGCACCAAGAAUCAGCUGUUCCUGAACCUGAAGGCAAAUUUCAAAGCAUGCAUCACAGUUGGACUCCAAUGAGUUUUCUUGCUCGCAUGGUAUCAACGGAAGGAGCAGAUGCUGAGAAUGAAAUAAAUGAAGGAUUGGAAGAUAUUGAAGAAUAUCAGAUUUCGGAUAAAAACGAGAUGGAAAACUACAGCAAGAAAGAUGACAUGGGGGACAAAAACAAAAUGGAGAAAUAUAACAACAAUGUACGACAAAAUAUAACUAAGUGGUCUGAUCUACCGAUGAAUAAGAAGAUGAAUAUGAGUGAAGAAAUAUAUACAAUAUUCCUAGAGGUUCUCAAACAAACAGAUUCAUUAAACACCGACGUCAAGGAUUCUAUGGAUAUGGAUGAAAUGGAUAUACUAAACAUGAUUGAAGAUAUCGACCAAGAAUCAGAAAAUGCAAGUUUAGAGCUCUUUACGAGAAUGAAGGAGAAAAUGCUGCGGCCGAAAAAUAUUGAAGAUAUAUUAAAUAUCAUAAGAAAUACAACUGAGAACGAGGUAAAUACAUUUGAUGAUUCUACGGACAUGUUUGCUGAUGUUCCUAAAGAUUCUACGGACAUGUUUGCUGAUGAUCCUAAAGAUUCUACAGACAUGUUUGCUGAUGAUCCUAAAGAUUCUACGGACAUGUUUGCUGAUGAUCCUAAAGAUUCUACGGACAUGUUUGCUGAUGAUCCUAAAGAUUCUACGGACAUGUUUGUUGAAGAUCCUAAAGAUUCUACGGACAUGUUUGCUGAUGAUCCUAAAGAUUCUACGGACAUGUUUGCUGAUGUUCCUAAAGAUUCUACGGACAUGUUUGCUGAUGAUCCUAAAGAUUCUACGGACAUGUUUGCUGAUGAUCCUAAAGAUUCUACAGAUAUGUUUGAUGACGAAAUUGAAGAUUCUACGGAUAUCUUUGAUGAAGAACUUGAAGAACAGCUUUUCCAAGAAUAUGAGGUUUCUGGAUUAGAAAAUAUCGGAACAAGCCCGCCUCCAUUUUUACAGGAGACGCAUUUAUAUUCAGAAAAACCUGAGUCCAGCUUAAGCAUUGGGUUAGAGAAAUCUAAUAUAAGCUUAAGUCCAGUUUUAGCUGAUUCUGAGACCAAGUUGAACCCAGUUUUGGUUGAGUCCAACACACGGUUGAUUCCUAGUUCAGAUGACGUGCCUACCGCGAUAAACUCGAUGUUUGUGACAACAAUGAGGCCUGUCCAGCUCCUUGCUACACUAGGAAUUAUAAACCAAGUAAACAAGGAUGCAGAGAAUAAAGAUAAACCAACCUUAUCUUAUAAUCCUACUUUUAAUGUCUCAAGUAUCCUCACUGAACCAGAACAUGAUGAACCCACGAGCAUGAGCACAUUGACCCCACAAGUAUUGUCUGUCAAGGGAAAGGGAUUGAACGGUCGAAUUGUGGGAAUUCGAAAUAUCAAAGAUGAUACUGAGUUUGUUUAUGAUCCUGUGUCUGGAGGAUUAGUUGCUGUUCAUCAAUAUAAUUCUACACAACCUUCUUGGAUAGUUUAGAUCAUCAUCAUCUAGUUAUAUCUAACCUUUUUUUCAAGAUAUCUAACACUAUAUUUCAAGAUAUCCAACACUAUAUUUCAAGAUAUCCAACACUAUGUUUCAAGAUAUCCAACACAAUGUUUCAAGAUAUCUAACACUAUGUUUCAAGAUAUCCAACACUAUGCUUCAAGAUAUCCAACACUAUGCUUCAAGAUAUCCAACACUAUGUUUCAAGAUAUCCAACACUAUGUUUCAAGAUAUCUAACACUAUGUUUCAAGAUAUCUAACACUAUAUUUCAAGAUAUCCAACACUAUGCUUCAAGAUAUCCAACACUAUGCUUCAAGAUAUCCAACACUAUGUUUCAACUUAUCCAACACUAUAUUUCAAGAUAUCCAACACUAUGCUUCAAGAUAUCCAACACUAUGUAUCAAGAUAUCCAACACUAUGUUUCAAGAUAUCUAACACUAUAUUUCAAGAUAUCCAACACUAUGUUUCAAGAUAUCCAACACUAUAUUUCAAGAUAUCCAACACU